GGCACGGCGUUGGCGAGGGGACGCAGCCAGUCAACUGUGAGCAUAGUCCCGGGGCGGAGCCGCGCGGAGUUUCAAAUCGGCUGGGGUCAGCUACAAGCCACUGUACGGAGCGUGUGGUCCCGAAUCGGUCGCAGCCGGGGUGUGACGGGUAGAGGAGACUGGACCAAGCAGAUGGCAUCUCAGUGGCAGAACUUGGGGGCCUCUGUGCGCCGACGAUCGCUCCUAGAGGAGGAGCUGCCCGAGGAGGAGGUGAUAAGGUCUGCAGCCGGCCAACCAGAGACAUCCAGCGGAGCCCUGGGCUCCCUGUGCAGACGAUUCCAAAGGAGGCUGCCCCUGAGAGCAGUCAGCCUUAACCUCCGAGCAGGCCCCUCCUGGAAACGCCUGGAAACCUCAGAGCCGGAGAAGCAGGGCCUGCAGGCUGCAGCUCGCUCAGCUAAGACUGCCUUGGGCGCCAUGUCCCAGAGAAUCCAGGAGUCCUGCCAAAGUGGCACCAAGUGGCUGGUGGAAACACAGGUGAAAGCCAGGAGGAGGAAGAGAGGGGUGCAGAAGGACAGUAGUUCCCCACCUCCCAGCCUGACCCAGAAGAACACUCGGCUGUCUAGAGCCGCCUCCGACCUCCAGGAGAGGGAGCAUCACCGCCUCUGUGCCCGGGUUGACCCACGUGUCCAUCCACGACGGCGGCCCAGGAGGGAGGCUGCCUUCCAGAGCCCCUACUCAUCAACAGAGCCCCUCUGUUCUCCCAGCGAGUCUGACAGUGACCUAGAGCCUGUGGGAGCAGGAAUUCAGCAUCUCCAGAAGCUGUCCCAAAAGCUGAACAAAGCCAUUAUGGCUGAAGAGAGUGGUGACAUGACCAUCUCCCUCAUUCGUCACUGAGGACAGCGACUUCCAGGAAAUGAGCCCUGUCUGGCCACCAGAGCCCUCACACCAGGAUGUCUGUGCCAUGAGCUUCCUGGAAGAAGCACCCCCCGAGUCAUCAGCAACCCUGAGCUGCUGCUGACAAGCACCUGACCAACAAGGGCCCAGGUCUUUUCUGCUUCAGCCACAUCCAGGCCCAUCAGUGACCACCUGCCACCACCUGAGUGAUCUGGAGAAAUCUUGGAAUUGCUCCUACCCUCUCCCUAGGGACUGUUGUACUUAGGAACUAAUCCCACAUGUUGUGGGGGCCUUAUCUAUAAUGGGAAGACACUAGAACAUGCUGGAGAGUUCUGAACCAUGCAGCCAGGAGCAGGGUCCUUGGAGUGUCAUGUGUGGACUCACCUCCUGUGUUUCUAAGGCAGAGAUUCUUGGGGACACAAUUUCAUCCCUGAUUCCCCACCACCACCUUCAGGACCCCAAAGGAAGAGAGAGGCUAUGUGACCCUGGGCCUAUUUUUAAUGAGCUCAGCAUGGGGCAUUGUGGACUUACGGGGAGGAGCCCAUCUUCAAGAGCAGUUUCUGUCCUUUGUAAAUUACUUAAGAAAUCUGCUUUGUCAUUUUAUUAGAAAGAAACCAGUGUGUAAGUUUCCUAGAUCACAUCACUUUUUAAUAAUAAACUCUUUCCACAUUUAA
Messenger RNA from Ictidomys tridecemlineatus (thirteen-lined ground squirrel), 1547 nucleotides. RefSeq names its product PICALM interacting mitotic regulator (gene Pimreg). NCBI's taxonomy places the organism in Eukaryota, Metazoa, Chordata, Mammalia, Rodentia, Sciuridae. The record is from RefSeq and is a predicted model, not a curated record.